This is a messenger RNA of Dioscorea cayenensis subsp. rotundata (Guinea yam), 2184 nucleotides long. RefSeq names its product calmodulin-interacting protein 111-like. Gene Ontology annotation, cellular component: chloroplast; cytoplasm. The coding region runs from base 31 to 2184 and encodes 717 amino acids. The record is from RefSeq and is a predicted model, not a curated record. The transcript has 6 exons. NCBI's taxonomy places the organism in Eukaryota, Viridiplantae, Streptophyta, Magnoliopsida, Dioscoreales, Dioscoreaceae. Gene Ontology annotation, molecular function: ATP hydrolysis activity; ATP binding.
GCAGCGGGAAACACGGCGACGGCGGCGAAGAUGCCGCCAUCGAAGGGGAAGAAGCCUUCGAGGUCUCUUCCCUCAGAGCGCUCCUCCCCAUCGGCCUCUCGCACUCCCUCAACUCCAGCUCGAGAUCCAAAGACCGAGGUUGCCGGCGACGACGAGCAGCUUCUCCCUUGCAUACUCUCCUGCGCUGCCGCCAAGUUCCCAAACCUCAUCUCAGACUCCGCAUUUUGUGCCAGAGUCUCGGAGACCGAGACCUGUCUCUCCAAGGGUGGUAAUUAUGCUAGGAUUUGGCUCUCGGAGGCCACCAUGGUCUCGUCCUCACUCUCCCCUGGUUCCUUCGUCUCUGUUUCACUUGCUACUUCAGACAAGACGUCCUUGGAAGAUGCCCCACUUGAGACAUUAGCUGAGGAGUGUGCUAGACAUUUUGGAGUUGAAACUGGGGAUAAGGCAUCUGAUGGAACAGGAAAUUUCUUUGCAAUUGCAACCGUAUUUCCUUCUCUCAAGGUUCUGAAAAAUGGAUCAAAAUUGUCAUGGGGUCUGUCAUGCACCAUGGGCUUCCCUUCCGUUGGCAGGGCGAUAUUUGUUUUCCCUGUCAGUGGGUUUUCUACAUCGCACAAUCAAAAUAUGAAUAAUUCUAUUUCUCAAUUUUCUAUAUGCAAAUGCAACGACCUUUACCUAAAUUUGGUCUUGCCAAAGAGUGUUGUGAUAAAUUGUGGAUACGAUAAAUCUCCCUUAGGCACAUCAACAGACAAGCUAACAUCACCAAAGACUCCAGCCUCUAGACCAAAGCUUUCUUCUCCUGGUGCUACUCCAGUCCAAUCAAAGAAAUCCUCAGACUAUGUAUCAAAUAUUGAUGUUUCCACAUGUCAGGACAUCUCUGGUAUUAGAUUGGCAUUGGCAGAUGAAAAAGUUAAUGAACUGCUACAGAUAUAUGCUGGAAGGUGGCUUCAUGGUCGUAGUCUUUUAAAUGGGAACCUUGUGACUGUACCGAUAUGCGGGCAUCUCUGUUUAUUUCUGGUGGAAGGUGUGAGUGGGUCACGGACAGACUGUUCUAAUCCAGAUCAUAUGUCUGAAAGGAAAUGCAAUUUACCACCUGUUGAGAUUGACAAUGGGAAUUGUAUAAAUUAUGCUGACACUAUAUUCCUGGUAGAUGCUAAAACAAAGGUCCACCUCUCUGAUCCUGUCGCUUCUGUGAGAAAUAAUCCAACUACAACAGGUCCAUCAGCAGUUGAAAUUUCUUGUAGAUCCAUUGGUGAGAGGCAAGCUGGUGAUAUUCCUAGGCUGGGUGGCUUAUCUAAGGAAAUUACAGCUUUGAAUGAGAUCAUCAUGUUCUCAUUGGGAAACAAUUAUUCUUUGCCAAGGUAUAAAGGGGUGCUACUUUAUGGUCCGCCUGGUACAGGGAAAACAUCUUUGGCCACUUAUUGUGCUCAUGGUGUUGGUGCGAGUCUUUUUUCUAUUAAUGGACCUGAGAUUAUCAGUCAGUACUACGGAGAAAGUGAGCAAGCUCUACAUGAUGUUUUUGAAUCAGCUAGACGAGCUGCUCCUUCCGUGGUAUUUAUUGAUGAGUUGGAUGCUAUUGCUCCAGCACGAAAAGAUGGAGGUGAAGGAUUAUCAGUUAGAAUGGUUGCAACAUUAUUAAAAUUGCUGGAUGAGAUAGAUAAUGGUGAAAGGAUACUUCUAAUUGCUGCCACGAAUCGCCCUGAUAGUAUUGAUCCUGCGUUAAGAAGACCUGGAAGAUUUGAUCGAGAAAUUGAAAUAGGAGUGCCAUCUCCAGACCAGCGACUAGACAUACUUCAGACUCUUCUCAGUGACAUAGACCACUCCCUUAGCAGCAAAGAAAUUCAAACACUUGCUAUGGCUACGCAUGGGUUUGUGGCUGCUGAUCUUGCUGCCCUUUGCAAUGAAGCUGCAAUGACGGCUCUUCGUCGCUAUAUCAAGUUUGGAAGUUCAGACAAGUAUGCUGGUGCAUUGUCAUCAUUGCUUGCAGAAUUGUCUGUUUCGGUGAAGCCUGUUUCUUGCCUUGGUUCUGAAAAGGCUCUCGAAAUUCAUGACAUGUCCCAAACAGCAUUAGAAGAACCUGAUCAGCUGGUAGAAAUGAUGCUUAAAGUGUCAAUUGAUGAUUUUGAGAAAGCCAAAAUGAAAGUGAGGCCUAGUGCGAUGCGUGAGGUACUUCUUUGUGCUUGUUAA